This is a messenger RNA of Fusarium tjaetaba, 5274 nucleotides long. Its product is annotated as dead deah box helicase. The record is from RefSeq and is a predicted model, not a curated record. Bases 1 to 5274 code for a protein of 1757 amino acids. The transcript has 6 exons. Gene Ontology annotation, cellular component: cytoplasm. Gene Ontology annotation, molecular function: ATP binding; nucleic acid binding. Lineage: Eukaryota; Fungi; Ascomycota; Sordariomycetes; Hypocreales; Nectriaceae.
AUGGCUUCAACAGACAAGAAGUCAUCCGAGGAGGCGCUCUUGGACUGGUACAAAGACUUACAGCCGCUCACAGUCGAUAUUGUGGGAGACUUUGCCGGCCGAGAGCUAUUCUUAAUCCAUGGAGAGGCCUUGAUGCAGUAUUGCCUCAUCAAGGCCAGCGUUGACUUUGAGAGAGGAUUCCAGUUGUUGCACGCCAUCCAUGCUGUGGAGAAGUUCCUUGUCGAUCUAAAGAAUAGGGACUGCAAUUUUGAUCUAGUGUUCUUUCGUGACUCUGAAGAUGUCUACGCGUCUCAGGGUAGUGCCGGCUCGAAACAUCCCUACAAAUUCAAGCUCACACGCCGGAUUCUCAUCCAGCAUCUUACCAGAGACGUCGUUGAUUUCAAGAUUCUGGAAUUCGAUUCCUUUCAAAGUCAAGAGUGUAGAAUGUAUCUAGCUAACAAUGCAAUACAUUUCAUGCUCUGCGAUGAUGGAAGGGGAGCAAGCCUGGACCAGUCUAUUCGCCUCCAACAUCUUAUAUGGAAGGUCAUAAGCAGUGGGAGGAACGUUGCCAUCAUCAACUCAAUCUCAUGGAAGAGUUCAAAAGUUUUCAUGCCCCUCCUGAGUGGGUCGAAGGGUGUGCUGCCAGAUGUCCAUGUCGAUGCUACCUCAUGUGAGACGAAACCAUCGGCGGAGCUUUCCCGGGAAGUACUCGAUGAGACGCUAAGACUCUCAAUCGUAACCUCGGAUCUUUCAGCGAGAGAAAAGUUCGCUGCUGUCUUUUGCCGCGUUUUCCUUGUACGAUGCUCAAAGGAAGGUGAGAUAUCUGGCCGUGACCUCGAGCUUGUAGAGGCGCUGCUUCUUCACAUGGCUACUCUCAAGGUCUGCCAUCUUCAAAACCGAAAUACCCAUCCAGAGAGGUUCUCUAAAAACGCUGUGGAUAGCUACGACACCGACUUUGUACAACUGUUUUGUACGGUGUCCCAAACCUUGGCAGAGAAUGGAUACGCUGUGAGAGGGCAAGCUGAGUGGGAUCUAUUUGAUCUAUUCGACGGCCACGUCUUCUCUUACGUUCUCCAAGCGUUACGGGAUGGAUCUGAGCUUCCUAUGGCUAUUGCUGACCGAGCAAAAGUUCUUUCGGCGACGGUUUUUGGGCAGAGGAGUAUGAAUGGUCGAAGCCUUUUCAUGUCUCUCAAAGCAUCGGAGACUAACCUACCUCCUGUGCCACCCCACUCGACUCCCACUGUUUUAUCGUUCAAUCACCCAGUACUAGAGGAGUUUCUUGAGGAUGUCUCGGUCAAAGAAGUGCCAGAUGAUGUCGAUCCAGUUGCUGAAGUUGUCUUCCAGGAUCUUCGGCACUGGCAUGCUUACAAACCAAUCACUACUAGUACAAGAAUGACACGCGACAAAGUCCCCGUCUGGGUGGAGAAUUCCAGGCGUAGGAGACAUCAAAGGCAAAUGGCAGAUGUCAUUUUGUACGCAGCCAGUCUAACCAACUCUAUUGGAAACGUUUUCAUGCGAGAAACUAUUGUCGUGGGACAAAAGUCGGCUCCCACUGAACUGAAUGCAGACACUAACAGUAGAAGGCAGUCAACGGUAGGCGAUCAAUCUCUCCGAGGUGGCAAAAAGAAGGCACUCCUGGCAGCACGUGCGUUGAAUGAGAAGAAAGCACUAGCGAAGCAAAACGAUGCCUUGCGCCUCUGGGCCAUGAAAUGCGCCGAGAUUGAAAAGACUGAAAAUCCAGUUGACCAAUAUCUUAAGGCUCUGGAUCUUCUAUCUGAUGGAUCCCCUGGAACCCAUAUUUCUGUCAAGCCAGAAAUAUUAUUGUAUCUCUGUCACAUACUUCGGAGAAUCUGGGACCAAACGCGUAAACAGGUUGAUGAGAAUUCCCUCAGAGGGUUAUACCUUAUUUCUAUGGUAUGGAACUGGCUGAGGGACAUUUCGAGAUCGGACAAGUGUACACCAGACGUUGCAAGUGCCGCCAAAGGGAUCAUGAAAACCCUUGCGAUAAGCCAGCUGAGCAUCACUGUCCAGGAGCCACAUCGCAAGUUGCCUUUCAAUAUCUCACCUUGGAUUAUGAUGAAAGAUACGCCGAAACUUAUCCAGGAUCAUCGACUUCUUCAGCUUCAUCAUGGGGGCCCUUAUAUGGAUAGGCGAUUUGACUCUCAACCCGAUGCACGAGUGCCCUUUGAACCAGAUGCCUGGCAGCGGGAUAUUCUCGACUCAAUUGAUGCUGAAGAAAGCUUGUUGGUUGUGGCUCCAACGUCUGCAGGAAAAACCUUCAUCUCCUUCUACGCCAUGAAGAGAGUACUUGAGGAGAGCGACGAUGGAGUCCUGGUGUACGUCGCUCCCACAAAGGCCCUAGUAAACCAGAUCGCGGCGGAGAUCGAGGCCCGAUUCUCUAAAAGGUUCAGGACGCCGGAUGGCAAAUCCGUUUGGGCAAUCCAUACCCGCGAUUACCGCAUCAACAAUCCUACUCGGUGCCAGAUCUUGGUUACAGUGCCUCACAUGUUGCAAAUCAUGCUCCUGGCCCCGACAAACGCCAACAUCCCAACUGCAUGGUCACGGCGUGUCAAGAGAAUCAUAUUUGACGAGGUGCACUGCAUCGGACAGGCUGAAGAUGGUAUCAUCUGGGAACAGCUGCUCUUGCUUGCGCCGUGUCCUAUCAUUGCCCUCUCGGCGACGGUUGGAAAUCCGAACGAGCUCAAGGACUGGCUUUCCAGAUUACAGGCACAAAAGGGGUUUAAAAUGAAGAUGAUUGUGCAUGAGGUCCGAUACUCUGAUCUUCGUAAAUUCAUCUACGAGCCUCCGCAUAACUUUAGCUUCAAGGGACUCGCAAAGGUUUCCAGACUCCCUGUGCCAGGUCUCGACGAGGGUGACAGCAUUAGCCCAAACUUCAAAAACAUUGCAGCGCUAGAUGAUGUCACUCUGGAGGCUAGAGAUUGCCUCACUUUGUGGAACAAUAUGCAGAAAACUUUCCCGAAAGAACUCCUCGGAAAUCAAAGCAAACUUGACCCUCUCAAAGUCCUGCCCGGGGUCAUUGAAAAGUCUCAUAUUGUUGAGUGGGAGAAACGCCUGAAGAGGAAGUUGAAAGAGGCCAUGGAAAACUCGGGAUCUAACUUCUACCUCUUGCAAGAGAGCAUUGACCCCUCAGUCCAGAAUGAAAGGACCUCCAAGAUCCAACACUGCAAAAUAUCAGAUACUGUUGAUCAUAUUGGUAGGCUGUUUACUUUGGCAUGUGAGCUCCACGCACAGGACGCCCUGCCAGCUCUUGUUUUUAACUACGACCGCUCCGAGUGUGAAAGGGCUGUCAGAAGCAUCUUUUCUAGGCUGAACGACGCUGAAACGGCAUUCAAGGGAAGUGACACUACCUGGAAGAAGAAGCUCCGGGACUUUGAACAGUGGCAACGGCAGAAAGGAAGUAAUAGAGAGGUUCGAUCCUUCAGAUGCUCGGAAGGUGGGGAGCGGAAUCCAUCAAAGCUUGAGAUGGCCCGCGAGGAGGGGAGUGUUGAGAUCAGCCCUUGGGAGAGUUUCGACCCCGAGGCCCCUCUAGACCAGUUCAGCUUCGCGAACGCCAAGAUGAUGCAGCAGAAAGACCUUGACGAUUUGCUGCUUCGACUGAACCCGAAGAAAGUCCAGCCGUGGCUGAUCGAUGCCCUUCGACGUGGAUUGGGUGUUCAUCAUGCCGGCAUGAACCUCCAGUACCGCCGGAUUGUAGAGAUGCUCUUCCGCAAGGGCUACAUCCGACUAGUUGUUGCAACUGGAACCCUCGCGCUUGGCAUUAACAUGCCCUGCAAGACAGUCGUCUUCAGCGGGGACUCUAUGUUUCUGUCUCCCCAGAAUUAUCGCCAGGCUUCUGGCCGCGCUGGAAGACGAGGGUUCGAUCUGCUUGGAAAUGUCGUCUUUAACGGUAUCAACCGAGAUCGGGUGCACGAGAUUAUGUCCUCUCGGCUACCUGCUCUUAAGGGGCAGUUCCCAAUCUCAACUACACUUAUCCUUCGUCUGUUUGUCCUCUUGAGCGGAACGAACAGCAAUGAAUUUGCCGUCAACGCGGUCAAAUCUCUCUUAUCACAAACCCGCCUAUACCUGGGAGGACCAGAUGCCGAAAUGACAGUCAAACACCACCUGCGCUUCUCGAUUGAAUACCUGAGACGCCAGAACCUUCUCUCGGUAAACGGAGAGCCUAUUCACUUCGCGGGACUUGUAGGUCAUUUAUACUUUACGGAGAACGCCGUCUUUGCAUUUCAUUCGCUGCUGCGCGGUGGCUACUUUCACAAGUUAUGCAAGGACAUUGACUGCGCCCGUGAGAGAGUGCUUCGCGAGAUGAUGUUGGUGCUCAGCCACUUGUUCAACAGAAUCCCUAUUCAGCGGACUGCAAAGACCCUAGAAGUUGUCGAAAGCUCCUCAUCUGAUAUCUUCCUCAAACGACUGCCAGUUGCCGCAGAGCGACUACUUGUCCGGCAUAAUCGGGAAACCCUCUUAACCUUCAAGGACUAUGUAUCUUCUUACAUCAAUACACAUCUGCAUGACUCACCAGACCGCACACUUCCACUGACAAGAAUUCCGAUUGGACCAGAGGAAGGGCGCGGGUGCAGUCUGACAAGCGACCCUCCACCGGUCAUCCGGUCUCCAUUUGUGGCACUUUCUGGAUUCACGGAUGAGUUUAACUCAAUCGGAGAGUUGUGUUCAACAGUGAGAGAUGGGGUAUUUCUAGAAGAGUCUUCCAUCCCUUACCUCCCAAUCUGGCCAGUCGAUACCACCGUUGAGCUAAACGCCUAUCUCUAUGACUUCUUUAAGCACGGAAGCUUGAAAGUGCUGGUGCGCGACAACCUCAUCAAACGGGGCGAUGUAUGGUUUCAUCUAAAGGACUUUUCCCUCGUACUCAAGACGAUCGUGACCAGCCUCAAGGGCGUCAUUUAUUCAGGAGGCGGCUUCGACAUGGAGGAUCUUGAUGGUGAUGACAAUAUGAGUGACACGAGCCAAGGAGAUGGCGAGGCUAUUCCGAAGGCUUUUGAGGUACAGAAGCCAGAUGAAGCAUCCGAGGAGAUUGCCCAAGCGUCAGCAAAGAAUAAGGUCAAGGCUGAGGUUCCCGAUAGCUGGGAGGACGAGAGCGACGCAUCUGCAUCUGAGUCUGAAGAGUCCAUGCUAGGUUCGUAUCUUGUUGGCUCAUCUGCAUCUAAAGAUCCAGUUGUUAUACAGUCCGAGUUUGAUAAUGGAUGUGGAUUAAGGCAGGUCUUGAGGGCAUUCGAGUUGCUGGAAGCAGAGUUCGCGGACAAGUUCUACAAGAUUGGUGCUUAA